Bombus huntii is the source of this 6429-nucleotide messenger RNA. RefSeq lists its product as uncharacterized. Gene Ontology annotation, cellular component: membrane. Gene Ontology annotation, biological process: stabilization of membrane potential; potassium ion transmembrane transport. The record is from RefSeq and is a predicted model, not a curated record. The transcript has 11 exons. NCBI's taxonomy places the organism in Eukaryota, Metazoa, Arthropoda, Insecta, Hymenoptera, Apidae. Gene Ontology annotation, molecular function: potassium ion leak channel activity. The coding region runs from base 4451 to 6388 and encodes 645 amino acids.
ACAAAAUUCAAAAGUUUAAACGUCGAAUACUUGAAAAUUCUAAACUUUAAACAUUGCAAUAGUGCAAAAUUCAGUAACUUGGAGAUUCAGACAGUUACCUUCGUAAUACUCGAGAUUUCAAAAAUAUAAUAAUCAAAAAAAUGCAAGAGUUCGUAAAAUUUGCAAAUUUAAAAAAUUCUAAAUUCUAAAAAUUUGUUAGAAUUAAAUUAACGCCAUCGAAAUUAAGGAAAUUAACGAAAUCGUGGUAAUCGUAAAUAGAAGUUGAAUUAUUGCACGCGAUAUCGCGUCAGAGUCGUCGAAGAAAAAAAAAGAAUACUUGUAAGGUAAAAAAUCAUCGUUUUCGGAGUUUCACGAAGGAACGAAAGUACAUCCCUGGAACGACCGAAUGCUUUUUUCCUACGUGUAUUUUCUUCGUAACUCGAAGCGGCCCCCAUGGCCAAGUUUUCCUUUCCUUUUUGCAUGGUGAACCUCGAUCGCUUUCUACGCGACACGAUUGUUUCCUUUCUUUUCUUUUUUUACGCUGUUUGGUGAGAGCGCGAUUGACGUUGCACCAUGAACUAACAUAUAGAUUAUUAUUAUUAUUCCUAUUAUUAUUAUUAUUAUUAUUAUUAUUAUUAUUAUUAUUACUUCUAUUAUCAUCAUUAUCAUUACUACUACUACUACUACUACUACUACUACUACUACUAUUACUACUGCUAUUACUACUACUACUACUAUCAUCAUUAUUAUUAUCUUUAUUAUUAUAAUGUUCUCGUGUAGCGGAUCUAUUCAUUGAAAUCUUCUCCAAUGAAUACGUAUACUUAUACACACGCAGUUACUAAGACACAGUGGUAUAAUCGGCGUUAACUGGUCGAAAUUCAUUUCUUUUUCACCAUUCAACGCGAUCGUAACGAUCAGACUGACGAUAAUAUUCCUGUUUAAACGACUAUUUACGCUCGGUUUCGCGGUAUCUUUGAACAUCUGGUAACUAUUUCCGGUUUGUCUGGUGAUAUGGAUCGUUUCUGGUGGUCUAGUUCGUUUUUGGUUGACCUGGUGUUUUUAGAAAGGCGAAGUCGAGCGUCAAAGUGCCUAAACUCGCGUUGGUGGCGAAUAGAAUGCGAUCCACGGCUCGGUCUUGACGAUCGAUCUCUCGUUUUUUAUGUAAAUACACAGAAGAGUCGGUUGGGAUAAUAAUAAACCAUUACCAGAUACACGUAUUUUUUUCAUCUUUCACGUCUUCUUUUCCAAUGGAUCUUCCUAACGAAAUUUCUUUCAAAGACAGAAAGAUAAUUGACCGCCGAAAAAUAAUCAGAUCGCCGAUAUCGAUAUUUCGAUAGUUGGUGAUGAUUUGGAAGAAGCUUAAUUUUGAAUUGCGCGCAAUUCGAGUCACUAAAGAUGCGUACAGUGCACGAUUUCAAACGAAAAAUCUGUAGUAGGUUACGAAGAGAGUAUUUAUCGACGUUGCCGACCCAUUGUAUAGUAACGAUCGAUAGUAAGUCGUAGGAAAUGGAAGAGGGCGUACGAAACAGUGUGAUUUUCCAGCAGGUCGGUAUUUCACAAUCUGAGACGCAAAGUUCCGUUCAACGUCAUCUCUAUUCUGUUCUUGGUUAAUGGAAAGAGAAGGGUAUAAAAUUUCCUACACCGGAUAAAGAUUUUAACGAGCAAGCCAGACGUCGAUAAGAUAGAUAGCUGUAGACAAAUAUCAAGUAGCCCUCCGAAGGAAAAUUAGUUGCCUGACUCGAUAGAACCAUGUACGUGAUAUAUAUAUUGUACAGAUUAUUUUGAUACAACGCUACAGAAAUACAUGUAUCGAUAUUUUAUUUGAAUUUAAUAUCAAACCAAAAAAUUAAAAAUAAAAAGAUUUCGUAAAUGUACGGUUCUAGUAAUUCCAGUUACUUCGAGUUCAAGAGUACAUAUAUGGUAUGAAUUAAUCGAGAUAGAAAUUCUUUAUAAUCGAUCUAUACGAGCAAGAUUACGAAGAAGCAGAAUUUGUUAUUUUAACUUCAAUUUAAUCGUUUAAUCGUUGGUUCGAUCAUCCUACUAAUUUACUGUCUAAUUUUUCUUUACAAAGAAGCAAUUUUGUAGAAUAUUUUGGACUUGUGACUUAGUGGGUGGACCUCUCACGACGCUUCGUCUCGAAACGAAAUUUCGCCGAUGGCAUAGGUAGGAUAAAUUUGGAACAACCAUCUCGAACGAAACACGCCUGUGUUUUACGUUAGUUCCGCAGUUAGUUUCGCUUCUCCAACGCCGCGAUAAAGAACUCGAUAUACCGCGAUGUUUAACAGGUGUAUCUCGAUAAAAACGAAGUAAAAUUAUCGUUUGUCGAACGACGUUUCGCGCGAAUAAUAAUUUCUCUAUGAAGUUCGCUUAGACGAAUUAUUAUUAUCUUGGUAAAAUAUUAUAGGUGUUCCAAGUGUAAAAUACUAAGAUACGAAAUUUAAAUGUAGCGAGCGUUUUAAGCAUAAAUUGUUUAAAUAUAAAGAAUGGAAAAUUAUAAGAACGUGCAUAUAGUUGAACGAAUGAAAAUGUUUGAUACGUGUACGUAGGUUCAGGGGAAUAGAACCGUUGAAAUAUCGGAAUUACGAUAGAAACGAAGUAUUAAAAUCACGAUAAACCAUAAUUUUUGUAUUCCUUUGUGGUUCCGUGUCUUCGUAGACGCACGAACGAUUUAUGAUGCGAUUUAAAAGAAGUUUAAAAUCAACGCUUCCUAUGCAAACUAUAAUUCUAUAUUUCCAUAACAAAUAACGCUGUGGUGUUCUUCGAAGUUAAUGGCGUUCGAUGUAAAAUGUGAUUUUCUAUCUCUAUACAUCUAUACAGACGAUGCAAUUGAAUUUUCGAAAAUUUAUGCUUUCAGUAUGAAAUGUAAUUUUUCACCUCUAUCAACGGACAAUGUAAUGGGAUUUUUUAAAACCGAUGCUUUCACUAUAAAAUAUAAUUUCCAGCCUUUUUCUCAAAAUCUUAUCUUCAUAUAGACGUAUCGUACCGAUAGAUCGAGCCAUAAUUUUCUAUCUGUAAAUAAUAACGAUAACUCGAACAAUACUGUUAUCUUUGGUUUAAGUUAAUUUUUAUCUUUUCGAUUCAUAUUACAUUUAAUCUAAUAUAAUUUAAGACAUUUAGUUCGGUCGACGCGGUAUUUUUGAUAACGGUAAGAUACGAUAUAAGAAAGAUUGCAUAGGCCCCUAGAUUGCUUUCCUACCAAUCUAACGGAACUCGAACCACAGGAAGAUAAAUCAAACGCACGUUGCGAAGGAGGAAAUCAAUUUUUAUGCUCUACCAUCGUCCUUCUUUUAGAUUGAUAUCGGUAAUACGCUUUCCUUGCCAUCUCUCUUCUUACACCAUACAAAAUAGACCAUUAAUUAAUACGCUCGUAGAUAUAUUCAUCGAUUUGUUUCUUAUAUCUGAUAAUCCAUUAAUUUCCAUUUAUCGUAAUUCUCGAUCGAUUCGAUAACUCUAAAUUGUCCCGUAAUUUUAGAUUUUUAUAACGUACGUACAUCGUACGUCGCUCGAUAAUUUUCUAAUUUUUAAAUACUCGAGACGCCCGUUUCAGCUUUCUUCGAACGCAACCUUACAUCUUAUUCCAAAGAUAUUAAUUCUACGAUUCGCGACAUGGUUCGCUAUCCAAAAUGUACAUACUCGUGUCUCUCGGUGGUCAGCAAUUCCUAACAGCUAUGCGUUUACUUUAGUUGUUAAAAUAAUCGCCGUGUAUUGUACAUACACUAGCCCUGAAACGUAUCCGGCAAACUUGCCCGUCUUCUACAGCAUGUAAUUUAAUUAGAAGGUCGCUAGCAUACAGAAGAAUUUGUUACGAUUUUAUUCCGUAUUGUCGUCGCAGCGUGUGCGUUUACGCAUUGAAAAUUACCACGCGAUCAAAUUCGCGUUUAGAAACUAAUGUACGUAAUAAGAUUCUCAAACUUUGUGGAAUCGAUUUGCUGUCUGACAAAUGCUGUCCGAAGAAUAUUAAAUAAAAGAACAUUUUUUCAAAGAAAUCGAUCAAUAGCGAAUCGAAAUCGAUUCGAUUAAUUUUCGUAUCUAAAAUCUCGAACGAUCGCAAAACGUACGUAAAAUUCAUCGAAAACGGUACUAUGUCAAAUUUGCAGCGAUUAUAUCGAUUUUCAAAAUUCUAUUUCAAAUUUACCUAAAACAGUGACGAAUGAUUUAGUACGCUGUCUGUAAAUACUUGAAUGUUCGAUUUAAAAAGCGUUUUAAACGCUCGAUCCAGCUCUAGAUCAUCGAACAUCCACGAGCGAACUGCGAAUAUUGCGAAACAUUUUCGAAAAACGCUGUACCUUUUGUUUCUGAAAAAAGGAUGUAAGAACGUUGGUUGAUAAAGCGACUGGAUAUCGUGGAAAUUCAAUGGUGUGAGAGGAAUAUCAAGAGACGUAUAGGAGAAAAGAGAGAAAUUCGAAGAAAGAUGAAGAAACGCGGUGAAAGCGCGUAAAGGAAGAGAACGUGCUCCGAAGCGGAAAGCACGAUGCCGCGUUCGCGACCGGAAGCGUUCGAGCUGAUGGUCGAGGCCGAGAAGCCCUCCAAGUGCAUCAGGUUUCUACGUUUCCUGUGGAAGUUCUUCAGAUGCGUUUUUUCCCACGUGUCGUUGGUUUCGUUGGUCGUGCUCUACUGUCUGAUCGGCGCGUACGCGUUCGAGGCCCUCGAGGCCACCCACGAGAAAGAGAUCAAGAAGAGCAUUAAAGACAUCAGAGGGAACGUAGCAGAGCAGCUAUGGAAGAUCACGAAGGAGGUAGAGGUUCUGAUUCGUGAAAAUUGGACGGACAAAGCGUUACGUGAAUUAAAGAGCUUCGAGAACAACCUCGUGUGCAUGAUGGAGAAGGAGGGUUGGGAUGGCAGCGAGGGCGAGGAUGACAUCCAAUGGACCUUUGCUGGCGCUCUCUUUUACUCCAUCGUCGUCAUUACUACCAUUGGGUACGGUCACAUCGCACCGAAGACUAAGAACGGGAAAGUGGUCACCAUAUUCUAUGCUAUCGUUGGGAUUCCCCUCAUGUUGCUUUGCCUCUCCAACAUUGGCGAUAUUAUGGCUUCGAGUUUCAGAUUUUUAUACUGGAGAGUUUGCUGUUACAUAUGUACGAAACCACCAAGAAAAAGGCGACCAAGAAGCCACUUCGUCAGAUCAUAUUCCAUGAAACAACCAGGGCGAUAUGGUGGAAGCAGGGGUGGCUUUGGAAGAUCCAUUAGGGUGAGCCAGAGAUCUGCAGACUCAGCUCUGGGUUUGUCCGAAACCUUGACCAGAUCAUCGUACUUUGACGUAGAUAAUAAGUACAAUGUACGUCGAUACGAAGAUUCGGAACUCAAGAGACCGAGCUCUCUUUAUCCAUCUUCGGCAAAUCCAAAUUUUGGAUUUAAAUCCGCGACAGUGUCCAGAUAUUCGGAUUUACCGAUGGUAAAAUCAAGCAGAGCUAGCCCCAAGAUGACGACGCAAUCGUUAGACAGAAGGUUGCUAAUGCGUUCGCCGAAUGACACUGAUCGUUCUCCGGUUUUGUGCAACCAAUAUGCAUUGGAUGAUUUGGAGGAUGAAUUACGACGCUGGCACUCUUCCGCUGAAAACAAAACUGACUUAGGCAAUACAAGCAAAUCUCGGGUGGAACCAGAAGCGGCAGAAACCCUGGAAAAUGUGGAGAAACAAGCGCCAUUAGUGACGAGGUCGUUGCCCAGAAGAUGCUUAUCCAUGGAAGGUGCGACUAGCAACUACAGGACGAACCUAGCACAGCCUUUACGGCCGUCGCCCACUUACUUGGAACUAGAGAACUCCAGAAGGUCCCAGUUUUCAAGAAGUAGACGUUAUAAAACUAAUUAUCCCACUGCUCGCUCUUAUAGAAGAGACACAUUGCCAUCGGAUAUAAUGUCCUCAGCUGGAUUUUCUGCGCACAGACAAGUAUACAUAGACGAUUUUGACUCAGAUUAUGAGUACCACGUAAACGACGAUCAGGAAAGGCAGCCAAUAAAGCCGGUACCAAUAUGGUUAUGCGUCUUCCUGGUAGUUAGUUACAUUUUUGGUGGCGCUUUCUUAUUUAGCGCUUGGGAACAUUGGCCAUUCCUCGAUUCUGCAUAUUUUUGCUUUAUUACUCUCACUACCAUAGGAUUCGGUGACUUCGUUCCAGCGUACAAGCUGGAUGCGCACAAAGGGAUCGCGGUUUGCUCGUUGUACUUGUUAUUUGGAAUUGCUUUGCUGGCGAUGAGCUUUAAUCUGGUGCAAGAGGAGGUCAUCAACAACGUGAAGAACGUCGCGAAGAGGCUCGGGAUCAUCAAAGAGAGUGACGACGAGGAAGAUGCCGACGACUACGACGCGUACGACGUCGAAUACAACGACGAGGUUGACAACGAGCUCGAGGGCUACGUUCUCGAUACUCCUCGAUGUCACUCGAUGACUAGGAACGUUCGCGGAAUUUCCGUCGCCUAGCCAACUUCCGACAUCCGAAUCUUCAUUCAUUCGCCAAAUAU